AUGGAGGAUACUUAUGGAAGUUUUGACGGCUCCGUCUAUACUUUCAAUCUUUCGACUUCGUUCAAUACUAGUUCGAAUUUCUCGAAUGUACUCAACCUGAUGUCCAUUGCCGGUGGUGCCGGAAGUAACAUAGACCCAACCUACAUUGACGGCGCGAUGUUUGCCAACGACGAUGAGUUCUACCUUUAUGGGGGGGCCGCGAUUCCCGCUAGUGAUGACGAGAAACUUCCUGACGAUGCUGUGCUUGGUUAUGAAGCCUAUCAGUAUGGUGCGACUAUUCAAGACUGGGAGCCAAUGUGGUGGACGGAAGACUUACCAGACAACGUGACAACAUAUAUCACCAACGGAGCUGGGGCAUCGGCACCGAGCGAGAAUCUGGGCUUCUACUUUAGUGGAAUGCAUGCCCCGGACUGGGGCUCCUUCACAUAUCCUCCUUAUCUGGCCAACACAACGGCGGACACAUUAAUUACGGUGAACAUGUCAGUGAUGCGCUCCGAGACAUGGAACAACGAUACGCUGCCGAGCUAUAUCAAAGGCCGUGCCAACGCUGAGAUUGUUUGGGUCCCAGUGUCUGAGGCUGGAGUCCUGGUAGCCAUCGGGGGCGUGGUCGACCCUGCUGGACUCUUUGAAAGUUUGAAUUCAUCCCAGGAGGCGCUCAACAAAGAUCUGAGCCCGAUUUUCAUGGAGACGGUCUCGGUCUACGAUGUCAAUACUAAGACUUGGUAUCUCCAGAAGACGACGGGCGAUACACCGCCGCAGUUGACCGAGUUUUGCUCUGUGCUUGCUAGCGCAGCAGACGGCUCAUCACACAAUAUCUAUAUUUACGGAGGAUACAAUGGUCUCAAUGCAAACUCAAAUCCAUAUGACGACGCGUAUAUCUUGUCAUUGCCUUCUUUUACGUGGAUCAAGGUGUACAAUGGGACGAACACACACGGCCGGACUGGACACAGAUGCAUCAAGGUUUAUCCAGACCAAAUGCUCGCCAUUGGAGGCUAUCGUAUCGAUUCAACGCACUGCCUAGAGGGGGGUGUCAUGGUUAACUUCAACCUCAACAACCUCAGUUUCCAGGAUGCCUAUGACCCCUUGCAGUGGGGCGACUAUAAAGUGCCAGAUCUCUUAUCAGCUCAAAUAGGUGGAAACUCUUCGGGAGGUGCAACCACCACAGCUCCAUCAUCAUGGACCAACUCCUCUCUAGAAGGUAUCUUCAAUACGAAAUACACCAAAACCAUCGCAACCUACUGGCCCUACAACACGGCUUCUAGCGGCAGCACCACAAAGCAUCACCAAGGCUUCCCGACCUGGGCUGCAGCUGUGAUCGGCGUGCUCUGCGGUCUACUCGUCGUUGGAUUGAUCAUCGCCGCCUAUUGGAUCUUUCGCAGACAUCGCCAGCGCCGCCAGCUUGAGAAAGACGAAGUUGUCCAGGAACCUCUUACGUCCAUGUACGGGGCUGGCCGGAUCGCGCAUAUGGCUGGUCCCCACUCUACAUCCACCGGUCAGGAGAUAUCCACAGGCGCGCAAACAAUGCAGACGUCGAUCGAGAGGUCGGUGUCUCCCUACUCGGUGGAAUCAGGAGGAGGUAUAGUCCACGAGAUGCACGACAUAGGAGGUAGAGUCCACGAGAUGCACGAUUCCUCGCCCAUCGAACUCCCGACCCAAUUCAAUGUCUCCUCUUCCAAUAGCAAUAGGACUUCGGUAUUCAGUAUGGCGCGAGGUUCCUCCAUUUCGCCCAAUUUACCGCAGACUCCGGUGUCCGAUUCAGGUCAAUACUUCCGGCCGAGUCACCACCGUAGUCUAUCAACUCAGUCCAUUGAUAAUGUGGUAACUGGCCGGAUGCCGGAUUUUCAUGCAUCCUCUGAUGGCGGCAAUGGGCAACACCAGCGUCAUGGGUCUGAGAUUUCGGAGGAGAGUUCUAGUUCAAAUGGGAAAGGUCCAAUCUGUGGUAAUGAGACGAUCCAUGAACAUGAAAAAAUAGAUACAGUGGAGUAG
This is a messenger RNA of Penicillium riverlandense, 1986 nucleotides long. RefSeq lists its product as uncharacterized. NCBI's taxonomy places the organism in Eukaryota, Fungi, Ascomycota, Eurotiomycetes, Eurotiales, Aspergillaceae. The transcript has 5 exons. The record is from RefSeq and is a predicted model, not a curated record. Bases 1 to 1986 code for a protein of 661 amino acids. Gene Ontology annotation, molecular function: protein binding.